AUGAAACUAGACCUUGUAGUUUCCCGGGCGGCUGGUGGAAAGAUUGCCGAAGUUGGCAAGAAAAUGGAUCGUCAAUCAGUGGCUGAAAACGCCGACGUUCUUGAACCCUUGAUUCAACACUUUGGCACUCGUCCGGGCAUUGGAGUCGUGAUGGAUGUGGUGGCUCGAUUCCUUUAUCUUUCCCGACCCCGGGGGAAGGCUUUGCCCAAAAGUGUGAACAUCAAGACUGAAGCUUGGAUUUUGAGGAGGCUAAUUACCAUCUUUGCACAGGUGGCCAGGCGGCCGCACAUCCCAAGAGACCCCCAGAUGCGAAGACUGUUUGCAGCGAUUGGCAUUAAUGUGGAGCCAGUACCCGAAGGACCCUAA
Molecule: messenger RNA, 366 nt
Organism: Cladocopium goreaui
Lineage: Eukaryota; Dinophyceae; Suessiales; Symbiodiniaceae
Source: the annotation of a GenBank genome assembly